This is a messenger RNA of Menidia menidia (Atlantic silverside), 23366 nucleotides long. Lineage: Eukaryota; Metazoa; Chordata; Actinopteri; Atheriniformes; Atherinopsidae. The record is from the annotation of a GenBank genome assembly.
AGUAACAGAACCAGAUCCGUUCUUUCACAUUGGAGUUCAUUACUGCCUGGACUUUCAUCUUCAACCCCCUCUACUAAAGUGCAUCCUUUGCCUUCUUAGUGGUGCCAUGCUGCUGGAAGUCCUUUGACAAGUCCAGGAUGUCGGCUGAGCUCGAUUCUGGUGAUGGGCAGAUGGAAAGGGGGUCCAUCCCCCUGGACAUUGACAAUGUGCACAUGCUACUGCAGGUGGAACAAGAGCAAAUUCAAAAGAGGACGUUCACCAACUGGGUCAACGCUCAGCUGGCUAAGAGGAGGCCGCCAUGCAGGGUGUUGGAUCUGUUCAAUGAUUUUCGAGAUGGCUCCAAACUGUUAGACCUGCUGGAGGCCAUGAGCGGCCAGCACUUUAGUCGGGAGAGAGGGAGGGGAAUGUUCCAGCACAGAAGCAACAUUGAGAAAGCACUGUCCUUUCUUCAAAAGAAAUCGAUCAAACUAGUCAACAUAAACAUUCCUGACAUUAUUGAUGGUAAACCUUCCAUCAUCCUGGGCCUGAUAUGGACAAUCAUUCUCCAGUAUCAUAUUGAGGAGUUGGCCAGUUGCCUUUCGUUUGACUCCCGUCAGUCUUCCAUGGAGUCUCUGGCCAGUUUGGACACGCGCUCUACCCUCUCAAGUCGCUCGGCCAGCAGCAGCCCUGUUCCCCCGAAAGGAUCAGCUCUCCAUAACCGUUUUAGGGUCUCUGCCAAGAAAGCCCUUUUGCUCUGGGUUCGGGAACAGUGCCAUAAAGCUGGCUGCACAAUAAAUGUGAAGGACUUUAAGGCGAGCUGGAGGAGUGGAGUUGUUUUCCUGGCAAUCCUACACGCUCUGCGGCCUGACGUAGUGGAUCUGUCUAAAGCCAAAACCAGGAGCAAUAAGCAAAAUCUUAAAGAAGCCUUCCUCAUUGCAGAGAAAGAACUGAGGAUCCCCAAACUGCUGGAGCCCGAUGAUGUGGACGUUCGAGACCCGGAUGAGAAGUCCAUCAUGACAUACGUGGCUCAGUUCCUGCAGUACUCCAGAGACAUGCCAGUAGCAGAGGAAGAAAUGCAGACUCACUACUUGACUCCUCCCAAAAGUUCCUCACCUAUCAACCUGCCUCUUCACUACACUCCUGCUAUUUCUGCUUCACCUCUUCGACAGGCUACAGCUGAUCAAAAAGCAAAGGAAGUCACGCACUGGCUUGUUCAGGCCUACGAAGAGCUGCUGGAGGGGUGGGACUCCACAGAGGGAGAAAGCUACUCAGAGAGAUACCAUGUCUUUCAGACCUUUCUGGUGUCUUUUAAUGAGCAGCGAAGGCCCAUCAUGCCUUUACUGACAGCAAUGCGACGAACUUCAAAACUGAGUGAGGAGCAGCGGGCUCUGAGAGAGGCAUGGGAUUCUCUCAGUGAAAAGCUAAGAGAGUACAAAACUGAGUUGGAUAUGAGUCUUCCACCCCUGUUGGACACAGUAGCCCGCUGGCUGUUGAAAACUGAAGGGGUGUUAGCUGAGGAACAAGGUGACCCUCAGGACCAUGGCUGUGCUGCUGAUGAAGCCAGGGAAAAACAAGAGCUGCUCAAAGUUUGCCUGGAGGAGAUGCCGCAGCAAAUGAGAACCUUCCAAUCUUUCCAAAACAUGGAUGAGUAUGGAAACUUGAUGGUUCCUACUGACAAAAUGGACGAGCUAAAGAGGAGAUUUACCAGCGUGAGAGUGACAGCUAAGUAUCACGGUAUUAAGUUGGAAUACUGGGAGCACCGCCACACAGUGCUGGAUCUGUUGGGGCAGAUCAGAUCUAAGCUCCACGUGUGGAAGGGACCUUAUAUCUCUCCAGAGGCUGUCAGGUUGUUGCUGCAAGAAUGGAAUGACUUGGUAAACACACAAGGGUUGCCUUCUUUGUUGGAAGCUGCUCUUCGUAAGCUGAAGCAGAUUUCUGAGAAAUACUCAAGUAAAUCUGCCCUCGCUGCAGAUUACCACCAGGUCAGUAAGCAGGUGAAGCAGCUUGAGGAAGAAACUGCAAGGGCUUUGGAGGAACUGACAAGAGCCAAAGGCAUCAUGGGCCAUGUCAUGUCUGCCUGGGAAACGUACCGGGACUGCCUUAGCUCCCUUCAGGCUUGGCUUGAACAGGGCUCUGUAACACACAGCCAUGGCAUCAGACCUCUGGUGCCAUCAGAGUCCAUGGCUGAGUGGGGAACCAGGCAUGCCCAGUUGAACGAGGUGGGCCACCUCUUGAUUGAAUCAACAGCCCCUGCGACCAGCCGAAGUGUGACAGAAGAACUUCGAAAACUCAACAUGCAUUGGGCAGAGUUUGUCAAAAAGAACAUGUCGGAAAGUCAAGAGUUAAGUGCAGAUAUUCAGGCCAACGCACCGGAUCUCCAGGCCUUGAUCAGAGAGGCCACUCUGAUUCUCAAAGAGCCUCUCGAGACAAUGGCAGGUCCUUUACGUACCUACCGGAAAAGAUUACAGUUCAUUAUAGGAAAGAUAAAACAAGUGGACAUAGAUGCUCUUGUUCCCUCCCCAGAUUGCUCAUCUGAUCAGUUACGGAAACUUAGGCUUGCUACACCUGAGGUGAUGCAGACGUUGUUCGAAGCAGAACAGGUUUGUGCAGAGCUGCAGCAUAGUGUGUCUGGGCUGGACAGUAGAUUAGCUGAACUCCUGCACUGGGAAAUGGAGGCGAGGGAGCUCUACCAACAGCUGAGAUCCACAGAUCGAAAACAAAAACAGUCGAGCCAAGAUCCGAGAGCCAGGGUCAUAAUAUCCCGUGGUCUACAGUUGGAGGGUCAGGUCGUCACUGAAGAGCAGGACCUGCAGGUUAUAGUUAUAACCAAACAGAAAAGCUCCCCUCUCCAAUAUCUUCUUGCCUCCUCUAUGCAGGAACGAAUUCAAGCUGCUGUUGCUCAGUCACAGGAAGCGAUUGGUAUGCUGAGUAGCAUGGGAUCCAGAAGGGAUAAAAGCAGAAGUCCUACAGAGGCAGGCCCUCCAUCAAAGGUCUUGAGAGAGUCAAACACUGAGCAGCCAAGUCAACGACCUGUUACUGUACUGCCAGAGACCCCGCUUGAGACACCAGAUAUCUGUAUCAAACCUCCUGCUUUGGCCCAAGCACCAGUCCAGGCCUACACAGAGGCCUACUACAAGGCACAGGCUCUGGCCAGAAAUGGUUUCGAGGAGGCCAAACACUGCCUGCAGGCACACAUCAUGGAAGCUAUUACUGUCUUUAAAGACAAACGCUUUUCAGCGGAGCAAGCAUCAGUCAAAGAGAACACACUUAGGGCUCUAGACCCAGAGUUGCUGGAUGAGUUUUUGAGAGCAGCAAAGGGUAUGGAGGCCUUUUGUACUCCCGCACAGCUGGGAGAUAUGGAGUUCUUCACCCAGUCUGUGAGGACUCAAUGGGAGGCCUGCUUCUCAAGAGACUUUUCAGAAGCAGGGCAGCACCUUGAGGCACUAAAAGAGCUGUGUGACACCCUCAGCCCAGAGGAUGCUCACCGCCUUGCCCAGACUCAGCUGAUGGAGUGUGAAAAGAGGCUGGCUGCCAUCCAGCGGCAGUUCAGCGGAGACAAAGACACAUCACAUCCAGAUUCCAGGAUUCAGCUUGCCUUCAGUGAAGAUCCAACCACACAAAAGGAACCCAAAAAAGCAAAUGACAAACCUCAGCCGAUUGCGGAGGUGUCCCAGGUGACAAUGCCAACAACUGCUGAGGAGAGGAGGGAGGUAGAAAAGCAAACAUCUGUGGAGGAAGUCAGCAAAAAAGACAUUUUUGAAAGAUAUGAAAAUUGUAAGAGGACACUGCAAACCCAAAUGGCUAAAAACGAACACAGCUUUAAGGAUGUUCCUUCUGACUCUGUCUCCCUAAAAGGCCUGCAUACACGGCUUCAAGAAAUACAGUUUUUGAGGCAGGAGACCGAGUCGCUGUGGUCGGAGUACACAAACCAAUGCUCCCAGUGUACCCAAAUGAGUGGGGAUGUUUCCGUAGAGCAAGAGAAGAUAGAGCUGCAGGAGCAGUGGCGCAGCCAACAGGCAAACCUUCAGAGGAGAGGCAGCUCGCUCAGCGCCGCUCUCAGACAGAUCGACUCUACGGAGAACCACAUGGUGGACUUCGUCGACCGCCUGGACCGUUAUCUGCGACAGCCAAAGGACAUCACCGGCUUCACUCUGGCCAAUACCAACAUCCUGAAAGACAUUAAGGAACUGGAUGAUAACAUUCAAAAUGAGCUGGACCAGCUGUUUCGACUAAACCCCGAAUCCAGUGACCUCGACCCGAGAGAGUGCUUCCCUCUGACCCGCGAAGUUGAGACUCACAAAGCAAGCCUGGAUCAACUCAGACAGCAAGUCCGGAAGAGCGAAGCGGCCGCCCGCGCCCUCGAUAGAUUCCUCAUGUCCCUGCGUACUGUGGACGAAGACAUUUCCGGAGUUCAAGGGGCCCCUUGCAGUGACUCUGUGCUCCUGCAGGACUGUCGCUCUAAGUUGGCUCUGAUCAGACAGAGCAUUGACAGUUUGAAGGAAAAGGCACCGCAACUGGAUUUGCUUCUGCAAGGAGCAAGGCUCACGGUUACAAGGGAUGGGAUUCCAGCGUCCUGCCUGGAUAUGGUGAAUGCACUCCUUAGAAGGCUGGAAGAGGCUGACACUGGUUUGGCCAGCCAGCAGAGAGGCCUUCAAAAGGAGACUCAAAGCAAAUCUCUGGGCCUGAGGAAGAGGGCGCUGUUAGGGGAGCUGAAAAGGCUGCUGGAAACAAUUGAAAAACAAAGCCUGAAGGAGUCCACCAUGCCAGCUGUGCAACACAAACUUCGUGCUCUGUCUGAUUUGGAAAGCCAGCUGCAGGCCCAACACUCUGAGCUUCACAGUCUCCGAGAACUGCAAGAAAAAGAAGGAGGUGGAGAGGACCUCCUGCAGGAGCUAGAGGCACAAUGGAAUGAGACUCAAACAUCAUUCUUUGAAAGGAAGAAGCAGUGCAAUGUUUUGUUGGAGCUUCUGAAGAAGUACCAGACGUGUCGCAGUCACCUGAGCAACACCAUACAAAAAGCAGAGCAGACAAUCACUGACCAGGCUUCUUAUAUGGGCAAAGACAACUUACAGAGAAGUAUGACGAAGGUGAGUGUCAUCAAGGAGGAGCUCGGUUGUCUUGGUGAGCAGAUGGAAGAGAUGCGGGGAGUUUGCAAACAGCUCCAGUCCGAACUGAAGAAGUUCCCAGAAUGCAGUCAGACUCUCUUUGAAGCUGAGGCACACAUACUGAUGGACAACUGGCUUGAUGUAACAGAGAAGACAGAUGCCUUCAUGGAUAACCUUCGAGUGGGCCUUGAGCUGUGGGAAAAGCAGCUAAUGCUGGGGGGAGAGGUGGACAGCUGGGCUGGGGCCAAACUUUCCCUUUUCGCAGAGAGCCAUCCCUUCCACAACGAAAAACAAGUGCUUGCCAUGAGGGAUGAGAUCCAUGCCAAUGAGGAGAAUAUUACGCAUUUUCACAAAAAGUCUGUUGAGAUCCAAGAGAUGCUUCAGAGUCAAGAGGCUCCUUUGGAGCUGCAGGUGAUGGAGACCAAUCUGCGGAAGAGAAUGGAGCAGGUAAAGGAGUUGUUUACUGACUGCACGGAUGUAUUUGAGGAGCUGAUUGCCGUGAGGAAACAUCUGUCUGACAAGAUAGAAGAGUGCCAGACAGCUGUGGAGCAUAUUCAAUCUUGUCUGAGCAAACUUAAUGCUUCAGAUACUAAAGUUGAAGCCCACAUACAGGAUCUGUGUGAAGACCUGGAGUCUCAGGAGAAGCAGGCUGAGGCCGUGUUGAAGGAAGUGGGUUUAGUUUCCAGUGUGGCCAGUCCACGGGUGUUGGAGGAACUGUCUGUUGACUGCACCAAGCUAAAAGAGGCCAUCUCUCGCACCAAAGACAUGAUCCACCUGAAGAGAGAGGAAGGGGAGAAAGGACUGCUCAAAGUUAUCAACGAUGAAAGGCAGUCAUUUGAGGAAUGGUUCCAAGAUUUACAGUUGUCAGUCAAUGAGUGCUUUGAAAACCCUGAAAGCAGAACAGAUGUGGAAAUAUCUGUACAAAGAUUACAUGGUUUCUUAAAGUCCCAUGAUACAAAGAGACGUCUGGACCAGCUGAAAGAUCAGAUAGACAGAGGCAGCAAGCAGUUUCCUCCCCAGCAGCUCUCGGAGCUCAACAACUGGCUAAAGGAGCAAAAGGAGGAGGUGGACACUUUUAAAACCCACUGCCACAACAGACAGAAGCAAAUGGACUCGCUUCUUGAUGAUUUGAACUGUUUGCAGAAACAGCAUGAUAGCUUUCGUGAGUGGCUUCAGAACAAAGAAAAACAAUCUUUGGUGCCAGAGAAUGUGAAAUUUCUUCUCCAAGACCUUCAUCAUGAGAGUGAUAGGGCUGAGACCCUCAGUGAGCUUUUGGCUUCAAUACGGAGACAAGGUGUAAGAGCUGACAACCUCUUGAAGGAUGGGGACAACCUGAUCCAACGCUACCGAAACCUGGAGGCCAGGCUGCAGAAACAGGCAGAUGCCCAGAAAGCAGUACAGGAAGAAUUCCAAAAGUUGAAGAACCAGGCUGAGAGCACUGUUGCUUGGAUUAGUGACCUCCUCCAACCCAUCACCUUCCCUGGCAGAAAGACAGAGAUGGAGAUCAAGAGCACAGCAUUGGCUGUCCUAAACUCCAAAUCUAAGGGAGAGUCUGAAAUACAUUAUCUGAGAAGACAACUGGAAACGUUGUGUAAGCAGGAGAGUCUAGAAGGAAGCAAGAAACAAGAAGCUCAGCUUUUUGUCAGAGAUGCGGAGGAACAAUGGAGGUCGGCUCUGCAGGCUGCUGAAGAGGCUGUUCAUAAGGCAGAGACACAAAUUAUACUAAACAAAGCAAAUGAUGCUUUUCAAACUGAGAAUGAAAGUUUUCAAUCCUGGAUCAAAGACCAGAAUGACUCUCUUGGUGCUAACAUGCAGACAGAGGAAAAGAAACGGAUUUUGCAAACAAUACUGAGCUCAAGGCCUGAUGGGGAGUCAAAGCUUCAAGAUUUGAAGCAAAAAUUCCAAAUUCUCUGCAACAGCGAGGGCUUAAAUGAUGAUAGGAGACAGGAGAUUCGGGAUGCAGUCAAACACGCAGAAGAACAGUGGAGUAAAGUCUUGCACUCUGCCGAGGAGGGUCUUAUCCACGUAGAGAAAGAAGCCGCCUCUGAGAGGGAUUUUGAUGCUUUCAAAAAUCAAAAUGAAACCAUCCGGUCUUGGAUCAGACAACAAAGGCAGAGAGUGUUGGACCUUAGCAGUCUGAUGCAGUUUGAAGAGAGAUUACAAAUUUCUCAGGCUGUCAUGGCUUCAGAAUCUGAAGGAGAUUCCAAGCUGCUGGACCUGAAUAGACAAUCUGAGAGUUUGUGCGAGCGUAUAGAGGAAAGCAGGAAACUGGAAAUUGAGCAGUUGUUAAACAACACGGAGCAACAGUGGAGGACUGUUUUGCAGUCUGCCCGACAAGCAGAACUCCGAUGUCUUUCGGAUGACUUUGAGAGUCAGAGCAAACACGCUGAAUCUUGGAUCAGAGAUAAACAGCAGAAGCUGAAUUCAGUGGGCAGUCACAAAACACCUGAACAGAGAUGCCGCACAGCUCAGACUCUCUUGACCUCCCGACCAGAGGGUGACUAUCAGGUGAACAACCUGAGGAGGCGGGGCCAAAGUCUUUGUGAUCAUCAGGAUGCUGAUGAGGGCAGAAAUGCCCAGGUUCAGCAGGCAGUGAAAGACAUAGAGGAGCAGUGGAGGGCUGUCCUGCAAGCAGCUAAACAGGUAGAAGCUGCUGCCGAGGCAGAAAUUUCCCAAGAAUCCGAAAGGAAAAUGUUGGAGCUGAGAGAAUUCAACACCCAUCAGCAAGGUGUCACUCAUUGGCUUGAGGUUAUUCAACAACAGCUGGAGUCUCUGAGUAGUCUGACUAAUGCUGAGGACAGACUGCGUGCAGCAGAGGCCGUUAUGAGCUUGAAGCCUGAAGGAGACUUAAAGCUCCAGGAGCUCAGGAGACAGGCUCAGAGUUUGUGUGAUCAAGACUUCGAAGAGCGCAAAAAGCGGGAGGUUCAGCAACAAACAAAAGACACAGAAGAGCGGUGGUUGAGGAUACUGCAAGCUGCUAGACAGGCUGUGAGCCAAACUGAGAGGCAGUGUGUUCUGGAUGGCCAGGUGAAGGACUUCCAAGUUUUGAGGGGAAUCGUUUGGGCCUGGCUGGAAGAAAAGAAGCAGAACCUUAUUUCUCUGGACAAUCAAACCAAUCAAGAAGAGGCGAUAAACACUGCACAGAAAAUUCUAAGCAGCAAACCUGAGGGAGAUUCUAAACUAACAGAACUGAGAAGACAAAGCCAGAGCCUGGCUGACCAGGAGGACUUGGAGGAGCACACAAAGCGAGAGGCUCAGCAGGCUGUACAAGACUCAGAAGAAGAGUGGAAGAUAAUACUGCAGACAGCUGAAAACAACCUAAAAAAAGCUGAGAUCCAGUAUUCACUAUCCAAGGAGCUCGAGUCCUUCUGGACCCAAGAGAAUAAUACAAAGACAUGGGUUGAAGACAUGCAGACAAAAGCUGAUUCCAUGGGAGAAGGCACUCAGGGAACCAAAGCUCAGAUCGAGGAACAACUGAACACUGCAAGGGUCAUCUUGAGCUCAAAAUCAAAUGUUGCCACUCAAGUGACAGAGCUGAAGAGAAGAGCUCAGAGUAUCUGCGAUCACAGAGAUCUGGAAAAAAAUAAGAGGGAUGAACUUCAGCAGAUAGUCAGGAACACAGAGGCAAAGUGGACAACAAUUGUGCACAUAGCCGAGGAGAGGCAGAGGGAGUUACAGGGUGUUGUGGAGCGGCUGGUGUCCAGUCAGCACAAACGAGAUCAAGCUGAGGCUUGCCUGGCUGAGCUCCAAAAGCAGACGGACAACCUCCCAUGUGUCUUCCCCUGGCCUGGCCUGGGGGAGCGAAGGCAAGCUGUUGAACAGGCCCGGAUUCUCUUGGACAAGAGCGUAGCUUUGGCCCCCGUGCUUUCAGAUGUGCGGGCACAGGCUACGGAGCUGUUUGAAAUUACACAGGACCAAAGUUGGCAAGUUCCAGCCUGGGCAACUGAGGAGAACAUCCCUGCUCUGCUGAAAAAACUAACUGAUGCGGUUGAAAACCUGGAGCAGGGUAUUCUGACUGAGCGACACUGCACCCUGCUGAUUGAGCAGCAUCAAGCUGCCCAGGACUGGCUGAGGGAGCAGGUUAAAGGCCUCGGACCUCCUCCAGUGGAUAAAAACGGUCUUCACAGUGCUGCCAAUAACUUAAAGGCUUUGCUUCAGACAGUUGACAGGGAGCAGAGAGAAAUGAAGGAGCUGGAUUCCUCCAAAGACAGUUUGCUGAGGCUUUGUACUCCUGGUGGUCAGGAUGCCUUGAACUUGGAAGUCAGCCACCUCCAUAACCUUUGCGCGAACUCGGAGCGGGAAGUUAAGGAGCACCUGACAACCUGCGAGAGGCGCUUGGAGGAGAUGGACUGCGAGCUGGCCAAAAUGGCUCAGGAGCUGAAGGAAAGAGCUGCAGCCCUGCAGUGGGAACUCCGCUCUCUGGACCAGGCCCUCAGCUACAGUGAACCACAAGAUAACAUUGAUCAGCUGAAACAGCAUUGGAACAGCCUCCAGAACUGUGAGAUGUCACUACAGUAUUUGGGUGUGAAAGUUCACGAUCUUUACCAGGAAAUAAUGCUGCUGUCUUCUAACAAUGAGCUUCCACCAGAGACGAUCAGAGUUGUCGAGUCUUUAUGCCAGCAACAUGCAAGCCUGAAGUCCAGGCUGGGUGAGCAUCAGAGCUCAUGCUCCUCAAAUACAGCCAGGUGUCUGCAGGACUGCCUUGAUGCCCUGGGGAAAUGGAACAACAGCACCCCAUCAGACUCAAUUUCAUCUGUUCAGGGGACGUUGGAAGAAGGUGAAAAGUUGAUGAACACCCUGCAGGAGGUGCUGUCUCACCAGCAGUUUUUAACUGCCUGUCUGGAGCCAGAGUGCUUUGAGAGACUGCAAAAAGAGAAAUCAGAGAUUCUAAGAGAAUUAGACUUGCACAAGGCUAAUUUAAGGCAACACUUAAAGGAGCUUGAACAAAGGAGUAAAGAACCUGUUAUUCAACCCCCCAAUGAACAGGAGGUUUUGAGUGACAAGAUAUCGACAGAGUCUCUUCAGACAAUUGAGAAACUGUCAACAGAUACUGUUCUGGUGGAAGAGACCCAACUAGAAAGGCCAAGCUCUACGGAAAGCAAAGCAACUGCUAGUGUUUUGAUGAUGGAAAAUGUAGUUGUGGAGCCACUACAAAAAUCAGCAAUGAACAAUAUCUUCUCAGAGAUACAGAAACUCGCAAGAACGGGGACAAUAAGUCAACUCAUUGAGGGUAAACCACUGGAGGAUGCUCCAGAGACUCUUAUGACAUCUACCAGUGAUUUAGAUAUGCGUCUAAGCAGACUAGUUUCUAAAGUUUUGAGCCUUAAGAACUGCCCCGCUGAACUCAGCCUAACAAGCAUGACUCGACAGUUGGAAGAAGCUCAGGAGUGCAGACUGCUCGCCCAGCUCCAGGUAUCAUUGUUCUCUGAGCUCAAAGAAGCUGAUACUAUAAACAGGGAAACCCUGGAGAACAUGGAGGACCAGUGGAACGCUGCAGCCCAGGAUGGAGCUGCUGUAAUCCACAGUAAAGAGGCCCAGUUAGAUCUGGUGACUGAUUACUGGACACAGACUCAAACAGUAAAUGCCACAGUAGAUAAACUGUCAGCAGAACUGGAUGCUGUACAAAGGUCCCCCCAGGGAAACAGCCAACAGGAAGUAGAGCAACUGUGUUACUUACAGAGAAGCAUGGAGGAGAACAGAACAGUACUUGGGGAGUUGCUUGUUACCCAUACAAAGUUGUACCUCCAUCUGAGUCAGUCGGACCAAGAAGCUGCACAGAUGGGGCUAAAGACCCUCCAAGAAAGGUGGGGAGCCCUGGAAAGAAGAAUUGAGAGCAAUCUUCAUCACACAAAGGUGCAUUCUGAACACUCCAACAGUCUUCUAUCUGAGCUGUCAAGUCUACAAGAAUGCAUACAGAAAAUCCAGAAAGACCUUGAAACCAUGUCUUCUUCGGUUGGUCAGUGGAAUUGCAAGGAUGCACAGCAGCUGAUGCAGUCAAAUGCUGAGAUUAAAGCAGCCCAGCAACAAUGCCAACAUCUCCAGAAGCUAUCAGAGGAGUUUCUCCUUAACUCACGUUGGGAAAUAGAAUCGAAAGAGAUAGAUCACAGGCUCCAAGACAUCAAAGACAAACUUUCCCACAGUGAGGAACUAAUGUCUUCCAAAAGUAAGAACAGCAGCAACCCCAUCAUGGAGAAAAUAAUCAUUGUGAUGAGGGAUGGCCUUGCAUGGGCCAGGGAAACAGAGAGUGACAUUGAAGGGAGAAGAAAGAGGGUGCCUCUUCUUCCUGAAGAGGUUCACCGGCAGCUCAGAGGUCUGAAAAAGCUGCAGGCUGAUGUGAUGGCCAAACAGGGUCAACUGGAGUCACUGGUGGAGGAAGUGACAGAGCUCUUUCCACAGAUGGACCAGGUCGAAGAGGUGCCUAUUGUCCAUAGUUCUCUGGAAUGCCUCGAAGAACUCUCAAAGUCUACCACUGAGAAGCUGUCUAAGGCAAUGAAAGAGGUAGAAACAGGACUCCAAACCAGAGAAAAGCUAUUUGAGCAGAUUGCUGACUUAGACUCCUGGAUUUUGACUCAUCUGCAAUCAAUGGCAGCGGGGAGUUCAGAUAGUGAACCUUUGAGCCAAGUUGAACUUGGUUCCAAAGUUCACCGGAUUCAACAAACCCAGGCCGAAGCUGAGAGGCAGGCAGCGAUCUGUGAGGCUAUUUACAUGACUAGUAAAGAUAUUGCAUCUGACCUUAGUGUUACAGAAACUUGUCUUCAUUUUGACAAAAUUAGAAACCUCCAGGAGGAUAUCAGAACUAUUAACAGAAAAGAGAAGGCUAAUAAGGAAGAGCUGGAGGAACUUAUUAAGACUAUCGAUUCAAGAAAGAAAAAUGCGGUCACUGUUGAAAACAGCCUGAGACUAAUACUGGCAGAUCUGAGCAAACACAGGUACCCUAUCACAAGAGAGUCUCUCCAAGCGUUGGAACCUUUUAAACUUCUGAUUUUGGAACACAAGUCUCAGAUUGACCUUCUGGUACCAUGGAUUCCCCGAGAAAAGUCAAAUGAACUGAACUCAGUGAUUUCUGAACUUCAAAACAAAAUGAUUUCCUUGGAAAUGAAAUCCAAAGAUCAUGAGAGGUACCUGAACAUGAGGCAAUGUGUGGAGGACCUCAAAGAGCACAUUCAAGAACAGGUUCACCAGACCAAAGAGGAGAGCAGGGACCAUAAGGAGAGGUACAGACUUUGUCACACUCUCCUCAACCAGUUCCCUUUGAUGAGAGAAUUGUGUAAAGAAACUCGCUCCGUGCUUCAAAUUAUCUCCUCUGACCUAUACCCCUCACAACUGACUGUAGAGCAACAGAGGCUCAAACAAAAUGAGGAGAGUCUGGAGACCUGGGAGAUGGCCCUCUGCAAUAACCUCAGACUUGUUGAGUGGGACGUCCUUAAGGAACUGGACAUUGAAUCAGAAAAGAAAGCCGUUGAGUUUUUCCUUUUAACGACCCAGAAAGAGCUUCAGAGACCCUCUUUAUUGGAGCCUGAUUUAACUCUGAUUGACAAAGAAUAUCAGGGAGUUUUAUCUUUAAAAAAGAUUGUGCAGUCAAGAACAAAAGUCCUGGAAGUUUUAGAACAAAAGAAGGGAAACAAAGACAACCAAGAAUCUCAAGAUCUAAUGACGUUGAAAAACACUGUCCUCAGUCAAUGUGACUCACAAAUGGAAAACAUUUGUCACGCCAGGGGAUGUUUGAGAGAAUACACCUAUGCUGUUAAUGAGGCACUAAGGUUUUUGCGGGACAUCGAGGCCUGCAUAUUGCCUCCUCAGGGAUCUGCUGGACCAUGCUGUGAAAGUCUGAAAGAGACCCAGCAGACCUUGUUGACACUGGAGGAUCUGUUCCAAACCCAUGUUGAGCGGCUCCAAAACCACUUUGUUCAGCAGACCUGCUUGUCACCACAGAAACUGGAACAGCUACAGCAAAAUAUUCUAAGCCAGCUCCUGGUCAAGAAGUCCACUCUCCAGGCAAAGUGUCACGUACGACUGGAAUGUCUUAACAGGUGUGCUGAACAACAUUCAACCUUCAGCAAGUCAUAUGAUGAAAUCAUUCAGCGUCUCACUAAUGUAGAGAUUAGGCUUUUAGAGGUGAUCUCUCAAAAAGUCAGCUGUCUUGCUGAAUGCACAGUGCAGAAAGAAAAGUUCACAAUGCUAUCCGAGGAGAUGGAGUCUCUGCUGAAAAAUCUGGAGGGGCUGAAGGAGUGGUGCCCAGAACAGAGCUGUCGUGGAUGCAGGGAGGUCACUGUGACUACUCUGUGGAGACGGGUUUCAAGACUACACCACUACACACAGGAGCUGGUAGCACGGAGUAAACAGAAGGUCACGGAGUGGCUUGAUAUCACAAACAGUGUGGAGAAAGCCUCUAUGGAACUGGAACAGGUGGAGGCAGAGCUUCCAGAUGGUUCCAAGCUAAAAGCCUCAACUGAGGAGCUCCAGGACCUUCUGCAUUCCUGGGAACAGUACCAGGAUGCAUUGGACUGUGAACAUCGAGCUCUGUGUGCUCUGGAACUGCGCACAGCGAAGUUGCUCACUGUCCCUGUCCCCGUGGAGCAAGCUCAUUCCACCAUACUCUGUCAGCAGCUGCAGGAAAUGCAAGGCCGAUAUGACAGUGUGAGGCAGAGGGGCUCAGAAGGUGUACUGGCUGUCAAGCUGGAACUGGAGGAGAGGGACAAGCUUCGAGAAGAGCUCCAAGUAGUCCGAGUAUGGGUUGAGGCUGCCGAUAGUCUUCUGUCUGACAUGGAGGAAUGCAGCAGCACAGAGGAGCUACAGGAUAUUUACAGCCAACUGUUUGUCCAAAAGGCUUUACUACAGCAAAUCAUGGAGAACAUCAAGAUGAAAUAUUCUGACAUGUCUUGUUUGGCCCCAGUUGAAAUUCAAAGCCAGCUACAGGAAGUCUCAAAGUCCAUGGAACACGUAGAAGCCAAGGUGGGAGAGGCAAUGGAGAAGAGCGGUCCUGUCCACCAGCUCGGGGCUAAAUUGUCUGAAAUCCAAGCUGGCCUGAGAUCAGUUCAGAAGAGACUGGAAGAAAGAAGCCCCAGUGUAAUUGAAGCAAAGUUCACACAGAAGCGUGCGUGGGACGAACUGGACAUGUGGCACUCCCGUCUGGCAUCACUAGAAGUAGACAUGCAAGACUUGGAGAAGCCUGAGGAAGCACUGGGACUCACAGAAAGGCUGGUGGAGGUCCAAGAACUUCACUCCUCUUUGGCCAAACAGGCAGAGCAGAGGACCACGCUUCUAAGCAAGAUACACACGUGGCUUCAAGAACAUAAAGAGAUGAUCAACAGCUCAAAAAGCUGGAUGGCAGAGGCAGAGUCGUGGCUUUCUGCUCCCUGCACAUAUACCACAGCCAAAUGCCUGAGCAGCCACGUUAACGCCUUGCAGCUUGUGUUGGAUGACGCAGCCCAGAUCCGGGCGACGCUCCAGGGCUUCAGUUCAGUUUUGAAGGAAAUGUCGCAGGUAUGUGACGUCACAACUCUCCAGGAACAGCUGAAUGAAGCGGAACGAAAAGUGGCCGAUGUUCAAGACAGCUUCUCAGCUCCACUGUCUCAACUAGAGCAUGCAGCCGCUGAGGUGGAGGCUAUUGAGAGUGAAGUGAAGCGGAUGGAGAACGAUGUGGCUGAGAUUAAGGCGUUAUUAUCAUCGCCAGAGACUUUCCCAAAACCAAAGGAAGAUAGCCUCCAGGAGAUUGAGCUGAGGAUACAGUCCAUGAGUACAACAAUAGCUGAAAUCCAGAAAUGUAAACCGGGCCUCUGUCUUCCAGAGAAGGCUGAAGAAACUCUGACUGUCUUUAAUGUAGUAGGCCAGCUCCAAACUCUGCUACUGGAACUGGAAAAGAAAGUCCCCGCCCUGUUCAUCCAGCAGCCUCCAACUCCUGAUCCAACCAAAAUGUCUGCCAAACUCCAAAAACCCACAUCUGAGGAGGCUGAAGAAGAACAGGGCCAAAUCAGAGUUGUCCACUUAGAGGAGGACGUACUAAAGCGAUCUGGAGGCACACUGCAGACUGUGGAGCAGUCUUCUCCUGAACAAAGACAGUCCAGGACACUUAAUUACUCUCAGCAGAAACAGCAUCAAGGUGUACUCCAGGCUGGAGAAACGCCAGAGACUAAAACGAAUGAGGGGCCAAAAGUGGAAGAUUUUGGUGGAAGUGUAAUGUGGUGGCUCUGGGAUGCUUUCCUUGGAGCUUCACCUGAGGUACCUGCAAUUGUAGUCUCAGAGAACGAUGACACAGCCUCUGGACAAAGCACUGAACAGACCGAAGAGGACAAAAAGGGUGUUCUUCAGGAUGUUGAGGGCGCGGAAGCAAGUUCGUCAGAAGUUUUAUCUAAACCUGUGGGCACAGUCAGAACUCAGUCACUGCCAGAGAGCAUGGGAUCCCAGCCUGAGCCCAGCUCCCAUGAACCUGUUCUCCAUGAGUGUCUUGGAAGGGUCUGCGAGUUGGAGCUGUGGCUGCUAAAAGCCCAAAGGAGUCUUUUUUCUGCUGGAGAUCCUGGUUCGGCGGCCAUGCAGGGCAAUGUGGAGCAGCAACUCCUCACCUGCCAGGAGAUGUUUCUGGAGAUUGAAGAGAAGGUUGCCAGAUUGUCAGCACUUAGUUCGGUUGCUGACCAACAGCAGUUAAGUGAACUGGGAGCUGUGGGAUCCCAACAAGCAGCGGCUGAGCAACUUGCCUCCAAACUAGAACACGUAAAAGCCAGCCUAAUGUCCUUCCAGCAGCUGCUACAGGAUAAAAAUGGAGAGGAGGAACCGAUCAGUAGCAGGGAUACACCGGAGCAGAAGACCUUUACUCUGCCAGAGCACCACCCUAAGUCUAAGUUGAAACGAAGCAGUAGCGUCCAGGAGAUCUUUACAUCACCACGAAACAAACUCCUGAGACAGAGCAGCCUGCAGCAGCAGAAGGAGUUGGAACUUGAGCUGGCCGAGCAGAGGGGGCUGACUCUGGCAAUCGCCCGGCAAGGCAGCAGAGUUCAACUUUAUAGCCCAGAGUCAGAUGACCAAAGCCAGCCGCUGCCAAGGUCCCUUUCUGCUGAAGCUGAUGUGGAGGAGGCUCAGAAAAAGUGGGAUCGUCUUCACAGUCAGCUGCUUGCUUUAGAGGAGAGCUGUCUGCUUCCUCCAUCCGAGGUGACAGACUCAUCUAUGAAGGGUUGGGAUGGAACAGCAGGACAUAUUAUUGGCACAAAAAACCUCAAAGAGCUCCAGACCUACAUCAGCUAUCUUAGAGAGCUGGGCCACACAUCAGCAAAGCUUCUGAAUCAGGCUUCCCCUAUUGAGGACGCUCACCAUACGCUUGAUGAGGGUUUGUUUAAUGUGCUGCACGGAGCAUUCCUGUCCCUGUCCUCUAUAAACAGUCAGCUGCUCCCAACUUCUGAAGGAAAUCAUGAAGAAAACACCCAGUUGAGGCUACUGCACAUGGAGAGUCUUUCUGCAGAGCUGGUCACUCUGGGCAGUGAGUUGGUCUCGCAGGGGUCAAAGGUCAGUCGGCUCCUGGGUUCAGACGUUGUUCAACAGUGCGUUGACGAUUUGUCCAGAGUCCUUUCCGUGGUCCGGGCUACACUGAGCAAAAGUGAGAAGCAGCUCCGUGAACUUCAGGAGGACACGGCAGAGAAAAGGGCUGGUGUUCAAAUGCAGGAGUCUCUGCAGCAGCAGGCCGAGCAAGCAAACUACCUGUUGGACAAUGCUGACCAGAGCAACUUAUCUGCCUCUCUUAUUGAUAAAGCCUCACAGUUGCAGGGUGAGCUGGACACGUUGCUUGGUGGUGUCCGUUGCCACUGUGAGGAGCUGAAGAGCAAAGUGUGUCUGGAGCAGCUGUUUCAGCAGCUGGUUCACGGCCUGGAAGAGCUGCUUUCUCUGGGGUCUGAACGCAUAACUCGGCAACCUGACAUGGAGCUCCACAGCAGGGCUCAGCUCCAGCAGCAGCUCCACAGUCAUACGAAAUUCUUCAAGUUGCUGGGCUAUCGUAUUCACGUCCUUCAGUACCUAAACACAAGGGUCCCAGACACUACCCUAAAGAGACGGGGGGACGUAUUGAUGGGCCUGCAGGACAAAGUGGAUUGGCUGCAGCAGCGAGGAUUAGAAAAAGGGAUUAGGAUGCAAGAAACAUUGCAGAUGUGGUCACAGUGGGAGGAGGACAGCUUCUGGGCAGACUCCCAGCUUAAAACCAUUGAGGCUACAUUUCCUUGCAUACAGUGGACGAAUGACCAUGAGGAGCAGGUAUCACAAAACAUCGCUGUGUACCAGGAACUACACAGCGUUUUGAAGGACAUCAAGGUGCGCUUUAGUCUUAUGCUGGAGUUAGGACAAAAACUCUCGAGGGUGGGUUGCGGUGGAGUGAGCGUGUCCACGCUGGCAUUGGAAACACGUUGGAAUUCUUUACACAGGAGGCUGGAGCAGGAACACUCCAGCUUUGACAAAAUGAGGAAACUGAGGAGCAGGUUUCUGCUGGAUUCUCCUGCUCUGGCAAGUUGGAUGGCCGGGGCCAGAGAGUCAGCCAACAAAUUGAGUCAAGCAACGGUGUCUUUUAUCGAGCCUGUGAAUGUCCAACAAAGGCGUGAUCUCUUCCUUCAGUCUGUGGAUUUGACUAAGGAUCUGAAGGCCAAAACUCAAUUGAGGCUGGUGUUGAUGCACACUCUGACCGAGUUGGUUGAGCUUGGAGAGGCAGAAGCGGAUCCUUUCAAGACUCGGCUCGAACAGCUAGAGUCGGAGUGGUCCAGUCUGGUGGCGGACAUUACUGCCAUCCAACAUUCGCUACACAAGUUUUGGAUGGAGGGGCUGACCCAGCAGGCGGCACUGCUCGAGCUGCAGGCUUUCCUUACCGAGGCAGAAUCCCAGUUGAAGGAACAUCAUACCAGCAUCAGUCAAAACCUCUGCACCGACUCUGUUUUGACCACAGUCCAUAAUUACUGCAAGGAGUGUCAGAUAGAAACAUCUGCUCAUCAAGCCACAGUGGAUUAUAUAAACCAGCCUUUAAAAUCAUACACAACUGGGAAUAGCCGCCAUGAGAACAACCAGUACGCAGAGGAACAAGGUCGCCUUAAUUAUCAAUGGCAAUAUUUUGAGAAAAAUCUUGAAACUCAGAUUCAAGGUAUGAAGCAAGAGCUGAGGGACCGAAGGGAACUAGAUGCCCUAUUGCAGCAGAUUAACAGCUGGAUCACAGACCAAAACCUCUGGAUUGACUCUGUUCAGGCACCCAGCAGUCAGACAGAACUACACAAGAGCCUCAGCAUUUGUCAGGACCUUGAGGAGAAGAUUGAGCAGAAGCAUGCGGCUCUCAGGGAAUUGAGAGACAAAAUCUGUUCCAAAAAAGAUAUUAGUAGCUGUGAUUACACCUCCAAUACAGAGAAGUCCAUCCAGGCCUGUGCAGCUCUAACACAACAAAAUGAAUCACUGAAGAGGAGGCUUAUUCAUGCUCAAAAUCUGUGGAAUACCGUGGAUGAGAAACAAAAAUACAUGAUGCUCAAGACCAUCAGAAUAUCUCAGACUGUGGAGUGUUACUGCAGUCCUCAGCUCUCCUUGCAGGCACAAAUGCGUCUUCACGAAAAACUGAAGCUUCUUCUUGAGGAGACACAAUCUUCUGAGGCAGAGUGGGAUGAACUGAGUCAAAUCACCCUUUCACUGAGUGGAAUCAUCAGCCCUGGUGCUGUGGUCAUCCUCGCCCAAUGGCUGGACAGACAGAGGGAGUGCUGGAACGAAGUGGCGGGAGCUUUGAGUGGUCAGCUUCUGAUGAGUCAGCGUAUUCUGGUGGUUUGGGAAGUCUAUGCGCAGGUCACAGAGUCUCUGUCCAAACAACUGCAAACACUUCAAGGAGAGGUAUCCUCAGUUCUAAACGCCAUAAGUGUACAAGACAACACUGUCGACAUGGUCACUGUCAACAUUCACAAUGUCCAGAGUCUGUUAGAUAGAAGCAACACUGUGCAGUCUGACCUGGAAUGGUUGCUGAAAGCCUCCAAAGACUUGAUCGGCCACCUCGAACCUGCAGCCGUCGGUUUGGUCCAAUCGGAGACUCGUCUGCUGUCACGUGGUUUCCUGCAGCUCAGCCAGCAGCUGUCAGGGAGGCUGGGUCAACUGCAGGAGGAGCUUAAGCAGAGGCAGGAGUUUGAAAAUGCCCUGGAGUCAUUGGAAGGGAAUCUUGUGGUUUGGCAGCAACGUCUGGAGAAUGUGGCUCAGACAGACAAGUCUGGCCUCCUGGAGCUGAGCAGCCUGUCUGCUGACCUGGAUGUGCUGAAUGAGCUGAGCUGUAGCCUGACUCUGGGUGACGCUGCCGCUCGCCGCCUGCAGCGCCUGAACCGCUGCUGGUCAAACGCCUCCGUCGCAGCCGAAGAGGCCUGCAGUGAGCAUCAGGUGGAGGCACUCAGGCAGCAGACGUUCGAGCAGAAGUGUGAGAGCUGGAUGUCGUUUCUGCAGAGGAUGGAAGACGGUCUGGCCGUGGAUGUCUCUGGCUCUUACCUCGGUCUAAGACAGCAAUUCUGCACACAUAAGCGAUUUCAGGCCGAGCUUUCCACCGGUCACCAGAUUCUUCAUUCAGUCAUCACUGAAGCACUUCAUCUGCUGCAGAAAGGAGAGGUAGAAGACAGGAGUGACUUUAUUCUGAAGCUGGCACAGCUCAGAGAGCACUGGCAGGGAGCGUUGCAGCGGACUGACCAGCGGCGCUCGUUGGUCGAGGGGCUGCUAAAGCACUGGCAUCUGUACGGCCACAGCCUGAGGAAACUGCAGAGGUUCUUGUCAGAAACACAGACCCUCCUCCCCCCCGUUGGGCCAGCCCGCUACAGCCUGCAACAACUCAGACGCUCCUUCCAGGACCUCCAGCACACAGAGCUGUUGUUCCAGAGGUAUCAGAGCACUUUCAUUCACACUCUGGAGGUAGGCCGACAUCUGUUCUCCAUGGGAAAUGAGGAGACCCAAACUCAGCUGCAGAUGGAUCUGGGGACACUGCAGGAAGAAUGGGAUAGCCUUCACAGCCUGCUGGGCAGAAGAAUGGAUCUCACUGAGGCCAUCAUAAAGAACUGGGAACGCUGUGAAGCUGGAAUUGCAGACAGCAUGUUGCAACUAAAAGACAUGAAGACCCGACUGAACCAGUCAAUGCCAGAAUGUGAUGCGGACCUUCAGAGUGCAGAGAAAUUUUAUAAGGAGAACGAGGACUCCCUGGAGGACUGGGCUGAAAGCCUGACGGAGCUGAGCACCAUGAAGACGGAUCUGUCUCAGUACAUCAUCGCGGACGAUGUCCUGCUGCUGCAGGAGCAGGUGGAGGACCUACACUGCCAGUGGGAGGAACUCUGCGUAAAGGUGUCUCUGCGUAAACAGGAGAUCGCCGACCGUCUGAACGCGUGGAUCAUCUUCAACGAGAAGAACAAGGAGCUUUGCGAGUGGCUCACACAGAUGGAGAACAAAGUAGCGCACAACUCGGACCUCAACAUUGAAGAAAUGGUGGAAAAGCUCAAGAAGGACUGUAUGGAGGAAAUCAACCUAUUUAGUGAGAAUAAAACCCACCUAAAGCAGCUUGGAGAACAGCUCAUCACCGCCAGCAACAAGACCAAGGAAACAGAAAUCAACGAGAAGCUGAAGGACGUCAACGAUCGCUGGCAGCAUUUGUUCGAUCACAUAGAGGCCAGGGUGAGAAAGCUGAAGGAGACGCUGGUGACGGUGCAGCAGCUCGAUAAGAACAUGAGUAACCUGCGGACGUGGCUGUCCAGGAUCGAGGCGGAGCUGGCCAAGCCGGUGGUCUACGACGUCUGCCACAGCGACGAGAUCCAGAGGAAGCUGUCCGAGCAGCAGGAUUUGCAGCGGGAUAUUGAGCAGCACACGGAGAGCGUGGCCUCAGUUCUGACGCUGUGUGACGUCCUGCUCCACGACGCUGAUGCUUGCGGCAGCGACUUGGAGAAUGACUCCAUUCAACAGACCACGCGUAGCCUGGACCGCCGCUGGAGAAAUAUCUGUGCCAUGUCCAUGGAAAGGAGGAUGAGGAUUGAGGAAACGUGGCGUCUUUGGUGCAAGUUCCUUGAUGACUAUUCUCGCUUUGAAGACUGGCUGAGAGCAGCUGAGCUCACUGCAGCCAGCCCCGAUUCUGCCAACGUCCUCUACACCAGUGCCAAAGAAGAGCUCAAAAAGUUUGAGGCAUUCCAGCGACAGGUCCAUGAGCGGCUGACUCAGCUGGAGCUGGUCAACAAACAGUACCGCCGUCUGGCCAGAGAGAACCGCACUGACGCUGCCAGUAAGAUCAAAGUCAUGGUCCAUGAUGGAAACCAGCGAUGGGACUUCCUACAGAGAAGGGUGGCAGCGGUCCUCCGCAGACUUAAGCACUUUACCUCUCAAAGGGAGGACUUUGAAGGAACUCGGGAGGGAAUCCUGGUCUGGCUCACAGAGAUGGAUCUUCAGCUAACAAACGUGGAGCACUUUUCUGAGAGCGAUAUUGAAGACAAGAUGAGGCAGAUGAAUGGCUUCCAGCAAGAGAUCACCCUGAACACUAACAAGAUCGACGCACUGAUUGUAUUUGGGGAGAACCUAAUUCAGAAGAGUUCUCCCCUGGAUGCUGUGUUGAUUGAGGACGAGCUUGAAGAGCUCCACUCCUACUGCCAGGAGGUGUUUGGAAGGGUGGCUCGCUUCCAUCACCGUCUCGUCAACAGACGACCGGUCCUAGACGAGGAGAGGGAGAUGUCCGACCGCGACACGGACAUGGACGACACCCCUGAUCUGAACAACAGGAUAUCCUGGACAGAGGUGAAGAGGAAGAAGGAGGAGAACGAAGCUCCAGCAGCCGGGGGAGUCUCGCCUGGACGGCCGGCCAUGUGCCAGCUCCUGGUACCUCCUCCGGAACGGUCAGGAAGAGAGACCCCCGUGAGCGUGGACUCUAUCCCCCUGGAAUGGGACCACACGGUGGACGUGGGAGGAUCGUCAUCACACGAAGACGAUGAGGACGCCACUUUCUUCAGCUCUCUUUCGGAUGUGAACGUGACAGAGAAUUCAGACUCAUUUGUUAAAUCGACUGUCAGGGCAAUGAAAGCAGCCUCGGUAAAAUCAGUGACUGACCCACCUAGCUGGCAUCAGCCCAUCUCUCCAGAAAGGAAACAAGUUCCUCGUGAAAUCAUCCAAAACCUGAGUUCAUCUCCGACACGCAUCGAUUGUAGUCCUUUCCACCGGCAGGGCUACGCUAAGCUGAUGUCAGAGUGCAGUGGCAGCAUCAACAGUGUAAAGAGAGUAAAAUUACUUCUCAAUGAUGACGAGGAGCUUGAGUCUGCCGGUCUUACCAGCAGCACGGCGAACAAGCAGACCAGCACAGGUGUGAUUGAGCGCUGGGAGCUGCUACAAGUGCAACGAUUCACCAACGACUCGGACAUCAAGCAGGACCUGGAACAGUGGCAGAAGCUGAACUCUGACCUUUGUGAUGUCACGUCCUGGCUGGGCAGAGUGCUGCCAGAACUUGAGAGGCUACAGCGAAUCGCUCCGUCCACCAGCAUCAAAGACAUCGAGUUCAAUAUAAAAAGGCUUAAGGAGAUACAGAGAACCUUCAACAGCUACAAGUGUCUGAUGAUCUCCGUUAACUUGAGCGGCCGUCAUUUCCUGCGGGGGGACAGCGUGGAGCUGCAGGAGCUGCAGGAGGCUCUAACAUCUACCAAUCAAAGCUGGACGCAGGCCUGCAGCGGUCUGGAGAGCUGGGAGAGCAAACUGCACUCAGCUCUGAUGCAGUGUCAGGAGUUCCACGAAAUGCUGCACACGCUGCUGAUGUGGCUGUCCAAGGCCGAGGGCAAACUCUGUGCUGUAAACAUUGAGGACCAGUCUGUUUCACCCACCUCUUUACUGGAGCACCGAGACACACUGAUGGCUCUGCAGGAGGAGCUGCGCAGCAGACAUCAGCAGGUGUCCGCGCUCCAGGACAUCUCCUCCCAGCUCCUGCUGGAGGCCAGCGGCGAGGAGAGCGUGGAGGCCAAAGAGAAGGUCCACGUCAUUGGCAACAAACUGCACCUGUUGGUACGACAGGCGGCCGCAGCCCUGACGUCAGUGCAGGGAAGAAUGGAAGCCCAAUCACAGGCAGCUACAGUUGGACUUCCGGGAACUAAAAGGGAGGAGAGAAAGGACCCUUCCCCACAACGACCCUUCCUCUACCGGGUCUUGAGAGCUGCCUUCCCCCUCCAUCUUCUCGUCCUCAUGCUUCUGGUUCUGGUCUGCCUGGUGCCUCUAUCAGAUGAAGAUCACAGCUGUACUCUGUCCAACAACUUUGCUCGAUCAUUUUACCCAAUGCUGCACUACACCAAUGGCCCUCCACCCACAUGA